AUGAGACUCUCCAUCCUCUCCGUCCUCUCCUUCGUUGGCGCCGGCAUGGUGUCCGCCCUUCCCCAAGAGUCCAAUCUCUCCCUGAAGCGCUCGGAUUCCACCAAGAGCGGCAAGCCUGAUACCUCGGAGUGUGUCGGUCCUCUCCUCUGCUGUGGAACCCUCGCUACUCCUCUCGACCCCGUUGUCGACCCGAUCUUGUUGGCUCUCGGCAUUGAUGUUGCCAACAUCGUUGGAUCCGUUGGUCUCUUCUGCCACGCAUACGAGAAAUCUAGCUGUGAUACCGAGCCCCAGUGCUGCACCGAGGCCAACAUCCUGGGUGGCACCGUUGCCCUCGGAUGCGCGGAUCUGAAGAAAUAG
Messenger RNA from Penicillium robsamsonii, 357 nucleotides. Its product is annotated as hydrophobin family protein. The transcript is spliced from 3 exons. Gene Ontology annotation, molecular function: structural constituent of cell wall. Gene Ontology annotation, cellular component: fungal-type cell wall. The record is from RefSeq and is a predicted model, not a curated record. Bases 1 to 357 code for a protein of 118 amino acids. NCBI's taxonomy places the organism in Eukaryota, Fungi, Ascomycota, Eurotiomycetes, Eurotiales, Aspergillaceae.